CACCCGGCCCGUUUCUACGGAUCCCGCGUGGGCGACGGCCCUCGGAGGCCGGGAGUGCGCGCUGGAUUCCACGCUCCACGGCUGGGAGCCUUGCUCUGGCUGCGUGUCUGCGCGGAGCACCGGCUUCCUCGUGAUCUAGACCACUGUGGGACCAGGAGGGGGGCCAUGUUUUCCGAGCAAGCUGCCCAGAGGGCCCACACUCUGCUGUCCCCACCAUCUGGCAACAACUCCACAUUUGCACGUGUGCCUGUGACUGCCUACACCAACUCCUCACAGCCCUUCAGGCUGGGGGAGCGCAACUUCAGCCGGCAGUAUGCCCACAUUUAUGCCACCCGCCUGGUCCACAUGAGGCCCUUCCUGGUGAGCCGGGCCCAGCAGCACUGGGGUAGUGGAGUCGAAGUAAAGAAGCUGUGCGAGCUGCAGCCUGGGGAGAAGUGCUGUGUGGUGGGGACUCUGUUCAAGGCAAUGCAGCUCCAGCCCUCCAUCCUGCGAGAAGUCAGUGAGGAGCACAACCUGCUGCCCCAGCCUCCUCGGAGCAAAUACACCCACCCCAAUGACGAGCUGAUCUUGGAAGAUGAGUUGCAGCGCAUCAAACUGGAAGGCACCAUCGAUGUAUCCAAGUUAGUUACAGGGACUGUCCUAGCUGUGUUUGGCGCUGUGAGAGAUGACGGGAAGUUUCUGGUGGAGGACCACUGCUUCGCAGACCUUGCUCCCCAGAAGCCCAUGGCCCCAUUCGACACGGACAGGUUCGUGCUGCUGGUGUCCGGUCUGGGUCUAGGUGGAGGCGGGGGCGAGAGCCUGCUGGGCACCCAGCUGCUGGUGGACGUGGUGACGGGACAGCUCGGGGACGAGGGGGAGCAGUGCAGUGCUGCCCACAUCUCCCGGGUCAUCCUCGCCGGGAACCUCCUCAGCCAGAGCACCCAGAGCAGGGAUUCCAUCAAUAAGGCCAAGUACCUGACCAAGAAGACCCAGGCAGCCAGCGUGGAGGCCGUCAAGAUGCUGGAUGAGAUCCUCCUGCAGCUGAGUGCCUCAGUGCCCGUGGACGUGAUGCCGGGCGAAUUUGAUCCAACCAACUACACGCUGCCCCAGCAGCCCUUGCAUCCGUGCAUGUUCCCGCUGGCCACUGCCUAUGCCACACUCCAGCUGGUCACAAACCCCUACCAGGCCACCAUCGAUGGUGUCAGAUUCCUGGGGACGUCGGGGCAGAACGUGAGUGAUGUUUUCCGGUACAGCAGUAUGGAAGACCAUUUGGAGAUCCUGGAGUGGACCCUGCGAGCCCGUCACCUCAGCCCCACAGCCCCUGAUACCCUCGGUUGCUAUCCAUUCUACAGAACAGACCCGUUCAUCUUCUCUGAGUGUCCGCACGUCUAUUUCUGUGGCAACGCCCCCAAAUUUGGCUCCAGGGUUAUCCAAGGCCCCGAGGACCAGACUGUGCUGCUAGUGGCGGUGCCUGACUUCAGUGCCACACAGACCGCUUGCCUCGUGAGCCUGCACGACCUGACCUGCCAGCCCAUCAGCUUCUCGGGCUUCGGGGCAGAGGAUGACGAGGACCUGGGGGGCCUGGGCCUGGGCUCCUGACUGCAGAGGUGGCCAGGGACAGGGGAUGGGCUGCGCCUGGGUGGGGAGGCUGGAGAAGGGGACCUUCCUUCACUGCAUGGUCGGCAUCCAGUGGCAUUUGUUUUGUUAAUAAAGCCUGAACAUUUG
Choloepus didactylus (southern two-toed sloth) is the source of this 1704-nucleotide messenger RNA. RefSeq names its product DNA polymerase delta 2, accessory subunit (gene POLD2). The coding region runs from base 166 to 1578 and encodes 470 amino acids. The transcript has 11 exons. NCBI's taxonomy places the organism in Eukaryota, Metazoa, Chordata, Mammalia, Pilosa, Megalonychidae. Gene Ontology annotation, cellular component: delta DNA polymerase complex. Gene Ontology annotation, molecular function: DNA binding. Gene Ontology annotation, biological process: DNA replication; DNA strand elongation involved in DNA replication. The record is from RefSeq and is a predicted model, not a curated record.